UUUUCCCCUUUUCGUUGCUCAUAAAUUGGAAAAAGCUAAAUAACGAUCUGCUUUUCUCGUUCAUAGUGGUAGACCGCGACUACUUCAUUAAUCCAUAAACCAUGGCAGACCAUAUUCAAGAACAAGAAAUGGAGAUUGAAGCUCUGCAAGCCAUCCUUAUGGAUGACAUAAAAGAAAUUGAGCCUAGUGAGAGUGGCCUAUCUACAGACAACCACUGCUUCCAAAUUACAUUAUCCCCACAGGAUGAUGAUGCAGAUGAGCAAGUUGGCAUCCCAGUCAGCUUGGCAUUAAUUUUUUCGCACACUGAGAAAUAUCCAGAUGAGCCACCUCUUCUUAAUGUGAAAAGUUUGCGAGGAAUUAAGUCAGAAGAUCUGAAAGUUUUGAAGGAGAAACUUGAACAAGAGGCAUCUGAAAAUCUUGGGAUGGCUAUGGUCUACACGCUAGCUACAUCAGCUAAAGAGUGGUUAACUGAUAAAUUUGGCUCUGAUGCUGAGCCCCUGGACACUGAGGAGAAUGAUACAGCUAAAGAUGACAUAAUUAUACCACAUGGAGAACCAGUAACGAUUGAGAGUUUUCUUGCUUGGAGAGAACGGUUCGAAGCAGAAUUGGCAUUGGAGAGAGCCAAACUGCUUCCUGAUUCAGUGCUUGGGGCACCAAAGGAGAAGAAACUAACUGGUCGCCAAUGGUUUGAGAGUGGAAGAGCUUCAGUGUUCGUGGAAAUGUUUUAUAUUUUAUACAGAAAGGUUCUACCCAAGUUAUGGAAGGGUCUGAAGGGGAAGAAGAAGAAGAUAUUGAUUUUGAUGAUGACUUUGAAGAUGAUGAAGAAGAUAUGCUUGAUCACUAUCUCCAGUCAGAGGCGCCUCCCCAAAUUUCUUUCAGGAAGUAGAAUAUUUUGAACAAAAAUUGAAGUUUGCCUGGUGAUGGGGAGCUUUAUAAGAAUUGCUUUACAGAGAGAAAGAGAGAGAGAGAGAGAGAGAGAGUUUUAAUGAUUGGAUUGAAGAACUUGCAUUUAAACCUCUUUUUGUUAGAGAUAUCCUUCUUAGUAAAUUAGCUAUUCGUGCAUAGAUGUUCAAGCAUUAGUGGGAUGAUUAUGAAAUUUUUGCAUCACUUCCAGCCGCUCCCUUUGGGGAUUCUUGUACUCAGGUUACAUCUGUCUUUCGACAAUACAUAUGGUGUGAUUUCCUUUGAUUAAAA
Messenger RNA from Amborella trichopoda, 1194 nucleotides. The record is from RefSeq and is a predicted model, not a curated record. NCBI's taxonomy places the organism in Eukaryota, Viridiplantae, Streptophyta, Magnoliopsida, Amborellales, Amborellaceae.